Molecule: messenger RNA, 1110 nt
Organism: Hyaena hyaena (striped hyena)
Lineage: Eukaryota; Metazoa; Chordata; Mammalia; Carnivora; Hyaenidae
Gene: ADI1
Product: acireductone dioxygenase 1
Exons: 4
Coding region: 61-600 (179 amino acids)
Molecular function (GO): acireductone dioxygenase [iron(II)-requiring] activity
Source: RefSeq, a predicted model, not a curated record
CCGGGAUAAGGGCCUGCCCCGCGCCGCGCGCCCGCUGCUCCCCGCGUCCCCGGCCCGGCCAUGGUGGAGGCCUGGUACAUGGACGAGUCGGCCGGCGACCCGAGGCUGCCCCACCGCGGCGAGCCCUGCCGCCGGGUCGGCCUGGAGCAGCUGCGCCGGCUCGGGGUUCUUUACUGGAAGCUUGAUGCUGACAAAUACGAGAAGGAUCCAGAGUUAGAAAAGAUCCGGAAAGAGAGGAACUAUUCCUGGAUGGACAUAAUAACGAUAUGCAAGGAUAAACUACCGAAUUACGAAGAAAAGAUCAAGAUGUUCUACGAGGAGCACCUGCACCUGGACGAGGAGAUCCGCUACAUCCUGGACGGCAGCGGCUACUUCGACGUGAGGGACGCCGAGGACCGGUGGAUCCGCAUCUCCAUGGCGAAGGGAGACAUGAUCACCCUCCCCGCGGGCAUCUAUCACCGCUUCACGCUGGACCAGCAGAACUACGUGAAGGCCAUGCGGCUGUUUGUGGGGGAACCGGUGUGGACGGCGCACAACCGGCCGGCCGACCACUUCGACGCUCGCAGGCAGUACGUGGAAUUUUUGGCGCAGUCGGCGUAGCGGCUCCCUGGGCUCGCUCGCCCUUCGCGCUGGGGACGCCCUGCGCGUGGUCACAGCAGAACACUGUCCCUCUUGCUCUGCCGCCGUCGACGGGGCAGGAGAGCUGGCCUCUGCGAGCUCAUCUGAUCCUCGGGUGUUUUGAUGAAAGGAGCUUUUCCUACCAGUGAUUUUUACAUGUUAGCAGCUUUGGGAUGUGGGCAAAUCACACUGUGCCUGAUUCGAGCUCCAUGUGUCCGCGCGCUUGAUUUUGACCCAACGAAGCGUCUCCCAGAUGUGAGCGCCGCGCCGGACCCGGGGCUGGGACGGUGGCAGGUGUCACGGGCAGGCGGCCGGUCAGCUCGGGGACACUCUCCUCCCAGAACUGGGUGGAGACUGUGGUCGGGGGCGAGCUCUCACAUUCGUGGGGACACUCACUUCCUCGUUGGGCACGAGGGAGCUGCCCCGUUCUGUGCUCUGGGCUCGGAGCCCGUAUUCAGGAAAGUGGCGCAUUAAAGCCGCCGUCAGAUACUU